UACUGGGAGUGGAUGUUUUGUUAACGAAUAUAUUUAUUGUUUUAAGAUGUAAACAAAUGACGUGUAUGAAAAAACGGUAGACAUGUCGAAAUUUAAUUCUGUUAUUUUGUGUUUAGUGUUGUGUGUUGUGUGUGGUUUGUCAAAAACAUUUAACGAUUUGGUCACAAGUGAACAUGGCAGUGUGCAUUGUAACCACGAGCACCCGAAAGUAGAUGAUGUUAUACGGGGUGUUCAUAUAGAAGCACCGCACAUAGUUAAGAAGAGAAGCAUCGACCAGCCUUUGAGGAUAAGUAUAUAUUAUGACCACUCUGUAUAUAGGUUAGAACCAGAGAAAUUCGACAUGAUAAAUAAUACAAUACUACCGGAAGCGGUAAGAUUCUGGGAAGAUGCGUUAAAAGUAAGAAAGACUGCGGGCCCAAUUAAGCUUAACAGGAAAUGUCCAACACGUCAGGUCUUCAUCAGGAGUGGGAGGUCCCAUUGUAUAGACGCGUGCAGUACAGAAACGAUGUGUGGAGAAGUGAAGGUACCAGAGCGCCAUCUUAAUCCGUGUUACGUGUGUAACAGCACGGGGCAUAACUGCAGGGCUCUGCCCCGCGAGAAGAUCAACUUGGAAGACGAGAUCACAGCAACGGAAAUAUCAGGGAACGCACUCAAUUAUGGCUCCGAAGUGACAGAUAUGGAGACGGAGACACCACCGGUAACAGAUGAAUUCGAUGAGGAACCAAUCGGCGUUGAGAAUACAGAUUUCGUGCUGUACGUCAGCGCGGUGGAAACUGAGAGGUGUAGGCGUGGCUUAACCGUUGCGUACGCGUCGCAUUGUCAACAGGAAUCAGCUUUAGAUCGGCCAGUAGCUGGUCACGCCAACUUCUGUCCCGGUGAAUUGUCAACCAAAUAUCGGGACCUGCCGUCUGUCCUGUCAACUGUCAAACAUGAGAUGUUACACGCGUUGGGAUUCAGCGUGUCACUCUUCGGAUUCUAUCGUGAUGAAAAUGGCGAACCGCUCACAGAACGCAGACCAGACACAGGCAACCCGCCAUUAGACGAAGAACUUCAAAUCCACAGAUGGUCAGACCGCGUUGUCAAAAAUAUAACGCGUAAAAAGUGGAUGAUAAGAGAAGGUUACAUUUCUAGAACGUUCUACAUGAUCGUGACGCCAAGAGUAGUUAAAGAGGUACGUGACCAUUUCAACUGUUCAACGCUUGAGGGAGCUGAGUUAGAAGACCAAGGAGGCGAUGGUACAGCACUUACUCAUUGGGAGAAGAGAGUUUUUGAGAAUGAAGCGAUGACGGGCACACACACACAGAACUCUGUGUUCAGUAGGGUGACGUUCGCAAUGAUGGAAGACACCGGCUGGUACCGCGCCGACUACACGCACGCCGCGCCCCUCGAUUGGGGGAAGGGGUUGGGCUGUAACUUCGCGAUGACGUCAUGCAAACAGUGGCUAAACGCGCAAAGGUUCAGCGCCGAGGAUAAUGUUACUAUCGACGAUACUAAUGGAACUAUGGAAGAGAUACGUAAAAAUCCAACGCCAUUUUGCGAACGCGUGAAAGGCGAUCCACUUCGGACGGAGUGUUCUCCGCGGCGCACCGCCGUCGUCCUAUGUAAUCUCGUCCGACAUGACACUAUAUUGCCAAGGCAAUACCAGCAUUUUGACAGACUGCCAAACGUACCGCCCGGGGACGAAGCACACUACGGUGGUUCAGUGUCAUUGGCUGACUAUUGCCCUUACCUGCAAGAGUUCACUUGGAAACACAAGAGCGUGCUCGUUAGAGGAAGUCGGUGCUCCUACGAGGAGAAUACGCCGAAAUCCGAUGUUAAUUUCGCUUUAGAGAACUACGGACAGCAUUCAAAAUGUUUCGAUCACAGUGAUCGCGUCUGGGAACAGAAAUCAUGCAGACAGAUAAGGGAGUGGCAACACUGGGGUUCAGGCUGCUAUAAAUACAAGUGUGAAAGUGGCCGAAUACAUAUAAUUGUGGGCAAUUACACUUAUACAUGCUAUUUCGCUGGACAAGUCUUGCAAGUGAGGAUCAUACAAAAGGGCUGGUUACAUAGAGGGGGCGUUGUCUGUCCCCCCUGUAGAGAGCUGUGCGCUGAAGAAUUCGCCUCUCGCAAAGAAUAUUGCAAAGGGGGCGAAGAGGCCCCCCCACCGAAUUUAUACCCGAACGACGUGUUAGCGUGUAAAGCGCCUGCAAUAGAAACCACCGCUAGUUUACUCGCAACCGCCAUUUUAUGUACAUUAUCAAACUUGAUGUGACAGAAUGUCAAAUGAGAAAUGUGUUUUGAGUGAAACAGACUGAAAAGAAAUCUAAUAAUAUAAACAAAUAAGGAUCACGUUUUCAUAAUGUUAUAGGUUAUAAAAUGACACUUUAAAACGAUGACACGUGACGUAAAAAUCAUUUUGACAUUGACAUGUGUCGCUGUCAAAAAAUUGACACUGACACAUGACAAUUGAUUGCGAGAAAACUAUGUUUAAUAUUAUAACUCUGUAAGAUUAAACAGUAAUUUAGCUCGAGGGAAAAAUCUUUCGUCUUAAUUAAGUUUAUCGAUCAAUUGUUUUCUUUGAAAGAUCUAAUCGCAAUACGAAAUAUAAUUCUUUAGGAUAUAUAUCGAAUAUACAUAACGUUCAUAUUUGUGACUUAAGACGUACGACGUAAUGAAAUAAUAAUUUAUUGAUUUCGGAAUUAGCCAAAGACCAUCCGAUCAAUGUCUUCUAAUAAAUUAUUACGAUGAAAAGAAAAUCUCGAACUGUGGACGCUUUUUUAGUGUUUACAUACUUAAAAUCAUAUUCAUAGUAUAUUUUUUCGCUUAUAUCAUCGCAAACCAAAUUUGUAGAUAAGCACAGCCUCGGUACUAAAAUGAUAGCUUAGUAGUAGCUCCCCCUAUCUGUGCAAGAUGUGAAACUCAAGCUGGAUUUUAAAAAACGAAUAAAUAAAUUGAUACAACAACGUACGGUACUAGGCGAUACUUGUAUUUUUUUUUUUUGACAUAUUUUGUCAACCAUAGAUCCAACCUUUAUGCUUAUAUUACAAUUAAUUUAAUCUUCAAUCAUAAGACGUAUAUAAUACUAGAUUAAUUUAUCUUAAUAAAUUGUGAUACAUAAGAAAUAGAAGACCCUUAUAUGUAUUUGUAAGAGUAAAUAAAUGAGACCAACAUUAUUACUAAACAGGGUUGGAUAAAUAAUUAAAAUGGCCGCACGUCGAUUAAAGGCCUCUAACACCGAUACCAACUCCAAUCGAAGGAGUUAAGAUAAACAAACCUUAUAUUUAAGUAUUCCAUGCGAUUUACUAAUAGACUUGCCAUAUACACUACAAACAGUUCCCGAUUGAUAUAUAUUUAUUUAUAAUAAAACACUUCGUCCGAUUGCAACUUCGCCGACAUUUAAAAUCAACCACAGAUUAUACAAGAUCUCGACCAAUGGUACCGCGUCAAUUAAAUGUCAAAGUAGUUUGUUUAUCUUUACUCCUCUUAACGUUGGAAUAUAUUAAUUAAAAUACAUUUUUAAUAGAUUGAGAGAUUAUUUAACAAUAAUUAAAAAUUAUCUGCAUAUCUAGCGGUCGGUUUCUAAACGACUUAUCGACGUUUAAACGACAGCGCAGGAACAUUUUCGAUUCCGAUUUCGUUUAUGCUGCGUGUUAAAUAUGUCAAUUUAAUGUGAGUCAGCCAGUUUAUUUACAGGCACUAGGAACGCGUCUUAGACGCUAAGAUUUAUAUAUUUACCCCUCCAAUUAAAUGUACAGCUUGUGCUAGGGAUGGGGCAAUAGCCUAAGAACCUCUGUCGUUAACAUCGCUAGGUUCGUAAACCAUUGCACUAUUGACGCUUUUGAAACGCCAAUGUUUAUGGAAAUGUCAAUGAUAAUAACUUGUCAGCCUGCCAUCCUGUUGCAGAUAAAAAAUAUAAUAAUACUGAUAAGAUUAAUUGGAGACUUGAAUUUUAAAGACUAAAUCCGACCCUGUAGCUAGAUUUUGUACGUUGAACUAAUUUUAAUUAUAAUUAAUAAUAAUAUCUUAACGCGGUAAGCAGACUGUUUAUACACGUCCUAUUUUUUUUAAUACCGUGAUUUGAAGAGCAUUGUGGUUGGAGCGUAAGAGCGGACCAUUUAAUUUUUUUUUAUUAUAUUUGAUGUGAGAAGAGGUCAUUUGGUCCCCAAUUAAGAAUUGUGAUUUUGAGGGCUAUGUUUAAUAUUCAAAGAUGGUCUGGUCCGUUUAAAAUAUCGAUAUUAUAGUUCAUUUAAAUAUAUAUUUUACAAAGCAAUAUAACAUGUAUAUCCUAUUCCAAUCGAAGGAGUAAAAAUAAACAAACCUUGCAUUUACAUAUUCCAUGCGAUUUCCAAAUAUCUCUGCUAUAUACACUACAAACAUUUCUCGAUAAAUAUAAUUUUCGCUUUAAUUCUACAAAAUUUCUGAUAAAAACUUCGUAGACAUUCAAAAUAUCAUUAUUUCCAUCCAUAAUGAACACCACAGAUUAUACAAUACCUCGACCAAUAAUAUCUCGUCGAUUCAAGGUCAAUGUUUGUGGUCAAUGUCUUUACUCUUUAUGUGGUUGGAAUAGCAGAUGUAUAUAUAUAUAUAUAUAUAUAUAUAUAUAUAUAUACCAACGAAGAAUUUUCGAAAAUUCUAUUUUGGUUUAUCACUUAUAAUAUAACUAAAAUAGAAUUUUCGUGUUUUGAUGUCGUAAAAAAUAUUUUUUAAUGAGCUGUAAUUUUUUAGUCUGUAUUUCUAAUAAUAUGAUUAUUAAUUUAAUACUUAAAUGCCAUACAUUUAAUUUAUUUUCUUAUGAUAGUAAAAAUAUUAUUUUACAUUCAAAAACUCUUUCGUUAGAAGUGCGUACUUAUAGUGAAAAUUGACUUAAUUUUUUUUUUUUUGCUUCUGUCAAUUUGACAAUUAGUAACUGGCCGAUGAGAGAAUUUGUUGUUGACAGUUCGAAUGUAAGAUGUUUGAAGUGACGAAAAAUUUACUAUAAAAUCAUUACUAUAGUAAAAUUGACUUACUAGCAAUUAAUAUAAUUAAAUAUAAAUUGUAAGCUUGCAAUACUUUUUUUUAAUUCGUUUUGUCGUUACCAAUUACGACAGACGUCACACUAAUAAUAAUCUUAUGAUAUACAAUUUUGAUGAGUGCAUUAUUGAAAUGUUAUUAUUAUAACGGUCAAUGUCGCAUAUCACCUCAUCUGAGGUUUUACGACUGUCUUCUGCGGUGUUUAGAGUUUGUUCUUACCGAAUAGCCCUAGGAACACAUUCUCUCAACGAUCGGACUUUAUGUAUAAAGGAGACCCAAUAUGUAUAUCUUUAUUCUUUUGUAAAUAAUAUGAUUUAAAAAUGGUGCUUUGUUGCUUUAAUUAUAAUUUAUUAUCAAUCCAAUUGUGAAAUUAUUAUUAUAUUAUUUAAUCUGCGUCAAUAAUUUUAUUAUAAUUUAAGUUUCGAAAGAUGUAACAUUAAUAUUGCAAAUUGUACUGAUAUUUUAAAUAUAUUUUAAAUACUUAA
Messenger RNA from Nymphalis io (European peacock), 5477 nucleotides. RefSeq names its product leishmanolysin-like peptidase (gene Invadolysin). Gene Ontology annotation, biological process: cell adhesion; proteolysis. The transcript is spliced from 20 exons. Gene Ontology annotation, molecular function: metalloendopeptidase activity. Gene Ontology annotation, cellular component: membrane; cytoplasm. Bases 83 to 2254 code for a protein of 723 amino acids. NCBI's taxonomy places the organism in Eukaryota, Metazoa, Arthropoda, Insecta, Lepidoptera, Nymphalidae. The record is from RefSeq and is a predicted model, not a curated record.